Molecule: messenger RNA, 1569 nt
Organism: Catharus ustulatus (Swainson's thrush)
Lineage: Eukaryota; Metazoa; Chordata; Aves; Passeriformes; Turdidae
Gene: DNAJC28
Product: DnaJ heat shock protein family (Hsp40) member C28
Exons: 3
Coding region: 279-1373 (364 amino acids)
Source: RefSeq, a predicted model, not a curated record
GUGAGGCGGCCCCGGUGAGGAGGCGGCUCCCGGUGAGGGUGAGGCGGGACGGGCCGGGCUCGCAGUUCCAGGAUUACACACACCUGCCUGGCACCAGCGCAGGAGUUUGGCCACUGCUGGGACACAAAGGCUGAAGGAAGCGAAUCUGUGACCCGAGUGCUGAUCCAGAUGUUGCUGUGAAAUACCAAAUUCGUGCUGUGAUGAGCUCCUUUGCGAACGGACCAGGUCGUUGUUUAUAAUGUAGCUGCACCUGAAGACAUCCUGGGUGGCUUUGUGUCAUGCUGAGUAACACCAUGGGACAUUUCAUGGGACGCGGAGCCAUGAUUCCCAGGAAGCUGAAGCCGUUUCUCUGCAGGAUGCUGUCGGGUUACAAACCCAAAAACGACGUCAGGGACUCCUACAGAAUUCUGGAGCUGGAGGAAGGCUGUUCCCCCGACGACGUCAGGAACUCCUACCGCAAUCUCGCCAAGAAAUACCACCCGGACAGCAGCUCGGGCAUGGCCGACCCCAAGGCCUUCAUCAAGGUGGAGGAGGCCUACAGGGUUGUGCUCAGCGACCUGGCGGCCAAGCAGAAAUCGGAGCCCGCCGAGGAGGAGGAAGAGAAGCUCAAACACAAGUCCCUGCAGCACAGACACUACCUGAGCUUCGAGGGCGUGGGCAUCGGCACGCCCAGCCAGCGGGAGAAGCAGUACAUGCAGUUCCGCGUGGACCGCGCCACCGAGCAGGUGCUGCAGUACCGGCAGCAGCGGCUGGAGAGCCGCUACGCCGGCAGCGAGCUCAGCGUGGCCCAGGACGUGCGGCAGAGCAAGAAGGUGAAGAUCACCCAGGCGGUGGAACGGCUGGUGGAGGACCUCAUCCAGGAAUCCAUGGCCAAGGGGGACUUCGACAACCUCCGCGGCAAAGGGAAGCCUCUGCGGAAGUUCUCGGACAGCCCCCACAUCGACCCCAUGACGCACAACCUGAACAGGAUCCUCAUCGACAACGGCUACCAGCCCGAGUGGAUCGUGCUGCAGAAGGAGAUCCGGCAGACCAUCGAGCGGCUGCGCCAGGGCGUGCUGGCCUCCCGCAGGAAGCUGGGCCAGCCCAUGACGCCGCCCGAGCAGAAGCAGUGGGGCCGCGUUUGCGAGCAGUUCGCGGAGGACAUCAGGAAGCUGAACAAGAGGGUGGACGACUUCAACCUGGUGGUGCCCAUCCUGAGCAGGCAGAUGGUGCACUUCAGCACGGACAGGGAGAUCCUCCGCGCGCGGAAGGCUUACGAGGCGGUGCUGCAGAAGGUUUCUGACUCAGACACCGAGGGAAGCGAGGAGGAAAAGGGCAGAAGGUUUGGGUGGAAGUCUUCUCUCCUGAAGUGGUUAAAGCUUACACCGAAAUGAUUUCCUGCUAAUUCCUCUUGUCAAGGUUUUGGAUGCACUUUAUGGAUGAAAUGUAGCACUGGAAAAAUUUCAGGUUCACUGAGAAUGUCACAUGCACACUGUCACCUUAUUUGAAGGAAAUUGGGUUGUGUGAUGAGGAUUUGCAUUACUAAUAAUUGAGUUAUUUUUAAAUAUUAUUAAAUGAAAUGUGCCAGUU